Molecule: messenger RNA, 3273 nt
Organism: Lampris incognitus (smalleye Pacific opah)
Lineage: Eukaryota; Metazoa; Chordata; Actinopteri; Lampriformes; Lampridae
Gene: tmem11
Product: transmembrane protein 11
Exons: 2
Coding region: 121-630 (169 amino acids)
Biological process (GO): inner mitochondrial membrane organization
Cellular component (GO): mitochondrial inner membrane
Source: RefSeq, a predicted model, not a curated record
CGAUACGGAACGGUUCGAGCUGGGUUCGUUGUGCACACAGGGAUGCAUUAUGGAUGAGUACCUGCGAGCCUAUGUGGAAAACACAUGUCUAUAAUAAACCCUUAGAAGAAGACGGGUGUGAUGGCGGCAACAGACUGCUACAUUGUGCACGAGAUUUACAAUGGGGAAAAUGCGCAGGACCAGUUCGAGUAUGAGCUGGAACAGGCACUGGAGGCCCAGUACAAAUAUAUUGUGAUUGAGCCCACACGCAUCGGAGACGAGACAGCGCGCUGGAUUGCUGUUGGCAACUGCCUACACAAGACAGCGGUGUUGUCAGGCGCUGCCUGCCUCCUGACACCACUUUCACUGCCACACGAAUACUUGCGCUACGUGGCGUUGCCGGCUGGCGCCCUCAGUGUGGCUUCUGCUGCCCUCUAUGGCAUUUCAUGGCAGUUUGACCCCUGCUGCAAGUACCAGGUGGAAUAUGACAGCCAAAAACUCUCGCGGCUGCCACUGCAUACACUCACCUCUUCCACACCCGUGGUACUGGUACGCAGGGAUGACAUCCACAGAAAGAGACUCCACAACACGAUAGCACUGGCUGCCCUGGCCUAUUGCGCCAAGAAGAUCUAUGAACUCUACGCAGUAUGAGCGUACUCUGAAGAGAGUUUAAAAAAGGAGAGGGGGGGGGAGGGGAAGGAAAAAACAAAACAAAACAAAAAAAUACUAAGAACUUAUCCGCCUCCAGAAGUAAGCCGAGUGGAAGCCACGAUCAGAGCCAACGGUCAGGUCCGCACACGUUGUUGCCGCUUCCAUUCAGAACUUUGGUUGAUCAGAGGGAUAUAGUUAAAACUAGAAGGAAUUGUUUUUUCACCCCCUUACACUUCCUUUACUCGUGACAACAGCACACUCUCCGUUGUACCCCUGCGCCUCCUCCUCCCCUCCCUCCACCUGCAUCCUCAGCCUGCGUCCUCGAUACACAUUCAAGCUAGUGCACAAGGGUGUUGAAGCAGUUCCUGUGGACUGAAUGGUAUUGCAUUUGAAACGGACAGACGUGUUAAACCCGAGCUCUUUGCCUUUCCGUCGUAGUUUUACUGUGCCCCUUACCUGCUGAUCAGUACAGUACCCUUUCAUUAAACAAUAGGAUAUUACAAACUCACCUUCCUGUAUUUUAUUUUUCUUUUUUCUUUUAAUCCAACUUAGGUGCUGACGGGAGCAAAUAGCAACACCUUAUUUGACAAUGUGUUUGUGCAUACAUUAGCUUUCUCCAUGAAAGCAAGUUAAUGUUAUUUGACGAUGGAAGUUGCUCAGAAUCCUCAUUUGAAAUGCACAUAUAUCUGAAAAUACACAUUCAGAAAUUGCUGAAACAAUUGGAGCAAAUUGUCUCAAAUAUGCCGCGUCAAAGUGAGGUCAAAACUGUCUUUAUGAACCAGUCACCUUUAACUCUUGUCCUGCAGAUCAUAAUUUAGACCUGAGGGGACCAAGUUCUAAAUCCAUACACACUUAUGUACAUAUUCUCCACUGGUGCUUGUUGACAACAUUUGAUGUAUAGAUCAAUAGUUUUUAUAUUGUGGAUCUCAUCAGGAGGUCCUCGGGGGAACAUGGAAUGAAGGCAAUAAAAAAGACAGGAUUUUUUGAACAAACUAGACAGGAAAUGAUGCAUUUUUGUGGUGGGGGGGAAAAGAUCUAGAUGUCAGGUACUGGUUUGAUCCAAAUGCUCAUCAGUUACCGCAUGGAAGUAUUAUUGCUUUCACUUCAUCUACUAUUUUUGCUGGUGUUUGAUAUAACUUUCUGACAUUAUAAUUUAACCAGAGAAGAUGAUAAAUGUGUGAAAUUCUUUUCAUUGAUGUUUUAUUUAAUUUUGACAAAAAAUGCAUAAACAUGGUUUAUCUCACUAUUAAUAUUUAUCACUCUCAAGAUGGCACACGUGCUUAUAUCAGAUGUCACAAGGACAUUGUUACUGGAGCGUUUAGCGGGUGGUGUAUAAUGUCACUUUAUCCCCGGUAGCCUGUGACCGCUGUUACUGCAGUAGUCUGCCUCCAAAAAUGGAAGAAUCUCAACUGAGGGAGAGAAAAAAAAAAACAUGACAUUUUUUUUUUUAUGUACCCCAACGCUUUUUGACAGUUUGUCCAGAUUCCUCCUACAACUUUGUGCCCCCUUGACUUCAUUAAGGGGUACAAAUUUGUUUAUAAGCCACUUGGGGAAAGAGAAUGGCAAACGUAGCUUCUUCAUUUUUAUUUCGAGAGUAAACGGAAGUACACUCGGUGUUCCGAGAUCACGAUUCUUUCUCUGACGUGGCCUCGACUGUCAGAAAACCGUUGGGCAAUUCAAUCUCAUGGCAGUGAGAAACGGCAAACAUUGGUUUUGAUGGUGUGGUGCCACAUUUGCACAUCAUGCAAAUAGUGUGCACACAUGCAGGGAUAUUUGCAGAAGCACAGCUAACACCGUGGGUAGAGACUGGACAGAAGGGAAGCAAGUAGUGGCAGAAACGUGGAGCCAGUCUGGUCGAAUCUCUGGUGAUUUGCACCAUAAGCAGGCCAAAAAGCAGCUGGCCCACAGAGACACUAAAGGUAGUUGGCCUGAACAUCACAUACUUUGAAAAAUAUCUACUGAACAUUUUCCGAACAGCUGUGCCGGGCAUUGCAGAUAAGUGAGGCCUCGGAAAUCAUAAUAAAGAGGAUGCAUAAUUUGCUGAUAACAGAUGAAUAAUUACAUCCUGACAGGCUUUGACGAAUACGCUCUGUUGUCUCGAAAGGAUGACCUUCCCAAGUUCUCCAGUGCUUUCCUUUCCCAUCGGUGACGCUGGGCCCAGGCUGUCGAGCCCAGCUGGCUUAAUUUGCUUGGCUCAAGUGACGUCAUCCUGACGCCACAGGAGGCUUUCUUGCACGCGAGGCGAUCCCUCGCGAAAGAGAGACUCAUUAGUCAGUUUGGGCGAUUUGAAUUGCUUGUUAUAACAGAGGGUAUAUUAAAGGUUUCUUGAAAACGUUUUAACUCCGCGUUUCUCAUCCAUGUUUUGUUUUUAGGGGAGUGGGGGGGGGCAAUUGUGAGCUAAACUACAACUCCCACAAUCCCACUCGAAGCGCACUACGGGCACAUCCGGGGGAUGAAGAAAUAACGUAGAGUCGCCCUCUUGUGGCAGCGAUGCUACGUCGGCGUGAAUUCCCCGUUGCGGAGUUCUGUGGAAAAUUACGUCUCAAGGCUACUGCGACGUUACGGCAGCGAUAACACGUGGAUACGUCAUGGGUCAGCUUCUAGUGAUUCUGUUUACCUUUGUGUGGUUAGAGAUAAAAAUCG